AAAGACCACCCCCAAUAUUUGUUCUUAGCACGGGGAACACUUUGCCGAAAUAAAAUAGCUUAAAAUGGGGAAAACCUCUAAGGAUAAACGAGAUAUAUAUUAUAGACAGGCCAAAGAGGAAGGCUGGCGAGCCAGGAGUGCUUUCAAGUUACUCCACGUCGAUGAGGCCUACGGCAUUCUAAAUGGUGUUCAGCGGGCUGUAGAUUUGUGUGCCGCUCCUGGCAGCUGGUCCCAGGUUCUCUCCCGAAAGCUGUACGAUCCCUGCCAGACGGAUGACGAGAAAGCCGCCGUGAAAAUAAUUGCCGUGGACCUGCAAGCAAUGGCUCCCAUCCGCGGAAUAAUCCAGCUCCAGGGAGACAUCACAAAGCAGUCAACGGCCGAAGCCAUCAUCGGUCACUUUGGCGGUGAUGAGAAGGCGCAGCUGGUGGUCUGCGAUGGAGCUCCCGAUGUUACCGGCGUCCACGAGAUGGACGAGUACAUGCAACACCAGUUGCUGGUAGCCGCCCUCAGCAUUGCCACCUGUGUGCUGGAAACUGGCGGCACUUUUGUGGCCAAGAUCUUCAAAGGCAAUGCCACUUGGCUGCUUAGUUCCCAAAUGCAGAUAUUCUUCAAGAAGUUUGACAUAUAUAAGCCGCCUAGUUCGCGACCCUCAAGCAUCGAAGCCUUCGUGGUGUGCUCCGAUUUCUGUCUUCCCGCCGGAUACAUUCCACAAGUAAUCAACCCGGCGCGAGAUGAUAUCCGUCUGUUGGCACAGAAAACAGGAUCCGAUGUCAACCGCCGUUUGGUUCCUUUUAUUGCUUGCGGAGAUUUGGGCGGGCUAAGUGAACCUGAUGACGAGGCAUCUAACGCUUCAAAAGAUCCUAAAUCGGAUGUGCAAUACGUUUACGACGCUGUAAUGAACGAUGCAGCUUAUCCAUUAGAAUUCAAGGAAAUCUUAAAGGAAGUUUACGAUGAACAAUUGCAAAUCAGCUAAAUCUCUUUGAAAUAAAAUAUACAGACCAUAUUUAAAGUCAUAAAA
This is a messenger RNA of Drosophila ficusphila, 1018 nucleotides long. RefSeq names its product putative tRNA (cytidine(32)/guanosine(34)-2'-O)-methyltransferase 1 (gene Trm7-32). Gene Ontology annotation, molecular function: tRNA methyltransferase activity. The record is from RefSeq and is a predicted model, not a curated record. Gene Ontology annotation, biological process: cytoplasmic translation; tRNA methylation. NCBI's taxonomy places the organism in Eukaryota, Metazoa, Arthropoda, Insecta, Diptera, Drosophilidae. The coding region runs from base 65 to 973 and encodes 302 amino acids. Gene Ontology annotation, cellular component: cytoplasm. The transcript has 3 exons.